AUGCUGGGAAGCCAGGCUUCGAAAAGGGCCGCUUUUGGGCCAGAUGGCGGGACCUCGCCUCGCAAGGCCAAAGCUCGGCUCCUACAGGCGUGUGGGGGCUCCUGCCAGUGCGCAUGCGCUGCCCAGCGCUACCAGGGCACUUCGGCACAGUGCCUGAGCAUCAUUCGCCAGUCUAAGACGGCCAAGCGUUCAGAAAUUCCCAAGGCAGAGAAGGGUCGAAGCAUGGGCAUUAGCCAGGCCCUGCGAGACCUGGACUACCCAGAGACUCGUUGCCUGACGGUGGGGCAAGUGGCCGUGGCGCCGGUGAAGGACACGGGGAUGCGGGCGCUCAUGGCCCAGGCUUUCAGCGCUGCCGCCGCACAGGAGAUGGCGGCUUUAGGGCGAGCCUGGCAGCUUGGUGAAGCAGAGGGAGAGCGCCGCCUUGAGGAGGGGGUGGCGCGGGCUUUGAAGCACAUCUGCCGCCGAGCGGAGAGGAGCUGCGUCCUCAAAGCACUGCGGCAGCCUGCUGUCCCGGCUUCAGAGAUUGCGGGCAUCCUCUCAGAUGAGGAGCUGGCCUUGGAAGCCCGCUGUUCGCAGCUGGAGUCGGAGCUUGCAGCCUCGAGUGAACGUCUCAGCUUUCUGGAUACCGUCGAAGCAAAGGUUGACAUGCUGGUAUCCGAAUGGCAACCCCGGUCUCAGGAGGAGCUGCUUCACAACCUCUCCGAGGAGGUGGCAAACAUCUCCGUGGUCCAAGAUGAUGGUGCUGAGCUGGAUGAAGGCUUUGAGCAGUCCCUGCAGCGACUUGGUUUGGUGAGCAGUUGGCUGAAUCGGACCCUCUGCCAGCUGGAGGAAGCUCGCCAAGAGCUCGCCGAGAAAGAGAAGGCUGCGGCCUCAUGUGCAUUCUUGCAUCUGCCGGGCGAAGCUCCAAAUGCGCAGAGUGCUCUGGCACGUUUGCCUUGA
Messenger RNA from Symbiodinium sp. CCMP2456, 939 nucleotides. The record is from the annotation of a GenBank genome assembly. Lineage: Eukaryota; Dinophyceae; Suessiales; Symbiodiniaceae.